AUGACGAUGCAAUUGGGGAGAAGAUGCGGAUUAGGAAAAUGGGAACGAUUCAAUCAGAACGCACUACGCACGCACACACACACAAUGCACACGCAUGCGCGGGAUGAACAAAAUAAUGGCCUCGAGAAAAAGGCGCUUGUAAUCCCGGCAUCUCACACCAACAUACUCGCGCGGCACCAGAUUCAAUAUUACGCCUACUAUCGAAUCAGACCACAGUGUUCAUCCACGUACAACACACGCGCAAUUUCGCAUCAUCGGGAAAUAAACCCAAACACGGCUCUUGAAAAGAUAAAAAAGAAAAGAAGAGAAAAAGAGAGCAAAAGACACCAGUG
Messenger RNA from Bipolaris maydis ATCC 48331, 332 nucleotides. The record is from RefSeq and is a predicted model, not a curated record. Lineage: Eukaryota; Fungi; Ascomycota; Dothideomycetes; Pleosporales; Pleosporaceae.